Molecule: messenger RNA, 1532 nt
Organism: Larimichthys crocea (large yellow croaker)
Lineage: Eukaryota; Metazoa; Chordata; Actinopteri; Sciaenidae
Gene: rbmx2
Product: RNA binding motif protein X-linked 2
Exons: 6
Coding region: 127-1281 (384 amino acids)
Biological process (GO): mRNA splicing, via spliceosome
Cellular component (GO): catalytic step 2 spliceosome; U2 snRNP; precatalytic spliceosome
Molecular function (GO): RNA binding
Source: RefSeq, a predicted model, not a curated record
UAAACGUUAGUUGUAGUGACGCCAUCCCACCGGCAGGUGGCAGCAGAGGCGGGAAUUCAAGCGGAAGUGGCUCCUGUCAGGAGGAACCUCCGUAGUAUGUUUUACAUCCCGAGCGAGUAGUUCACCAUGAAUCCACUGACGAAGGUGAAGCUCAUCAAUGAGCUGAACGCUCGUGAGGCUGACCUCGGGGUGAAUGAGUCUGUUUCCUGGCACACCGAGUACAAAGACAGCGCCUGGAUAUUCAUCGGAGGAUUUCCAUACGAGCUGACUGAAGGCGACAUUAUCUGCGUCUUCUCUCAGUAUGGAGAGGUCGUUAACAUCAACCUGGUGCGAGACAAAAAGACGGGGAAGUCCAAAGGUUUCUGCUUCAUCUGCUACGAGGACCAGAGGAGCACUAUCCUGGCUGUGGACAACUUCAACGGCAUCAAGAUCAAAGGUCGGACCAUUCGCGUGGAUCACGUCAAAGACUACCGACCUCCCAAAGACACGGAGGAUAUCGACGACAUCACCAAACACCUGAGGGAUGAGGGCUGCGCUCCCAAAGCCCACGAGUCAUCCUCCUCCUCAGAGGAAGACGAGCAGUACACCAUCCCUGUGAAGAAGGCCAAAAAAGACAAGAAAGAGAAGAAGAAAAAGAAGAAAGAGAAGAAGGAGAAGAAGAGGAAGGCCGAGAAAGAGAAAGACAAAGAAAGGGGGGGCCGGGUGCCACACUCCUCCUCCUCUUCACCUCCUCUUCCUCCUCCUGCCAUCAGAGUCAAAGAGGAGAAGGAGGAUGCCGCCUACAACAAGUACAACCAGAGGGAGGCGCCACCAGGAGGACAUCAAAAUGGACAGAAAGCGAGGGAGAAUGAGAGACUCCGGGGGGAGGAAGAGGAGGAGAGAAGGAGGAGAGAGACAGACAGGGAGAGAGGAGAGGAAGACAGGAGGAGACACCAUGAGAGGGAGGGAGACAGAAACAGAGACAGAGAUGGAGACAGGAGGAGAGAGGCAGACAGAGAGGGAGACAGGAGGAGAGAGGCAGACAGAGAGGGAGACAGGAGGAGAGAGACAGAGAGAGAGACAGACAGAGACGACAGAAGAAGAGAGAUGGACAGGGAGAGAGGAGAGGAAGACAGGAGGAGACACCAUGAGAGAGAGGGAGACAGAAACAGAGAGAGAGAUGGCGACAGGAGGAGAGAGACAGACAGAAAUGGUGACAGAAGAAGAGAAACUGACCGCGACAGAGAUAACGAUAGAAGGAGAGAGACGAGCAGAGACAGAGACCGUCCCUUUAAACGCUGAGACCACCUGAUACCAUGACAUCAUGUUUGUGUUAACGAGGUUGACAUCACCCUCUGCUGGCUGCAUCAUUCAUUAGACAACACACUUUUUUUUAUUGUUAGUGGUCAUGAUUUAAUUCAGUUCGGCUGCAAAACGUUUACGUAAUCUUUACAUGAAUUGAGCAGGAAAGUUUUUCUGUUUGAAUCCCCCCGACCUGAAAUGUUAAAUAUUCGUAUUGUUUAAAUGAGUUUUGUAAUAAAACAAAGAAAUGG